GGACGGAGGACGUGUUUGGCCUGCCCGGCCGGCCGGCUGGUUAUCAGUGUCGGGCCCGGUCUCCGCAGGCACAGUCUCUGGCCGCAAGUGGCCCCAGUUAGUUGGAGGCACCCCGACGACGACGACACCUCGGCGACGACAUGACGGGGGCCCUGGUGGUGGACAGCAAGGGCGGCGCGGCCGCGGCGGACGACUCCAGGAUGACGCCGCUGGGCAUCGUGCUGGUGACGCUCAGCGCCGUCUCCGGCAUCCUCUUCGGCUACGACACUGGCGUCGUGUCUGGCGCCAUGCUCGUCAUCAAGAGCUCCAUAGUUCUGACCGACUUCUGGCAUGAACUCAUCGUGGCCGGCACCAUCGCGUCGGCCUGGGUCUUCUCGCUCAUUGGCGGCUACUGGACCGACCGGUACGGGCGAAGGAAGACCAUCCUGGCGGCGGCCAUGGUGUUCACAGUGGGCUCGCUGGUCAUGGGUUUCGCGACCGGCAAGGAGAUGCUGCUGGUGGGCAGGCUGAUUGUGGGCGUCGGCGUGGGUCUGGCCAGCAUGAGCACCCCGAUGUACAUCGCGGAGAGCUCGUCCCCCAAGUACCGCGGCGUGCUGGUGCUCAUGUACACCGUGGGGGUGACGGGCGGCCAGUUCGUGGCGGGCAUCAUCAGCGGCGUGCUCUCGGGCGCCGACCAGGGCUGGAGGUGGAUGCUGGGGCUGGGCGCGCUGCCCUCCGUCGUGCUGGUGGUGGGCUUCCUCUUCCUGCCCGAGAGCCCCCGCUGGCUGGUGGCGUCCGGCCGGCUGGACGACGCCGAGGCGGUGCUGCGCCGGCUGCGCGGCCCGGACGCCAAGGUCAGCGAGGAGGUGAAGGCCAUCAAGGAGGCGUGUGACGAGCAGCUGAAGCAGAAGCAGCAGGUCCAGCAGAACGUGCUGAUGCAGAUCCUCCGCACUGAGCACGCGCGCCGCGCGCUCUUCCUGAGCUGCGCGCUGCAGGCCUACCAGCAGCUGGGCGGCAUCAACACCGUCAUGUACUACAGCGCCAGCAUCCUGAAGAUGAGCGGCAUCGGCGACGACUCGACGGCCAUCUGGCUGUCGGCCGGCGUGGCGGGCGUCAACUGCGUGUGCACCUUCAUCGGCAUGGUGUUCGUGGACCGCCUGGGCCGGCGGCCGCUGGCGCUGGGGUCGCUGUUCGGCGCCUGCGUGUCCCUCGUCAUCCUGGGGCUGGGCUUCCUGCUCAUGGACCACACGGCGCCCCCCGUCACCGACGUCAACACGCUUGGCGACGCCUGCGCCGCGUUCAUGGGCUGCUCCGCCUGCACCAGCCCCCGCACCAUGUGUGGCUUCUGCGUCAACGGCAACAGCACGUCGUGCUGGCCGCGCGACGAGGACACCAACCUGGCCCUGGGCGGCGCCUGCAUGUCCCCGCUGACCGCCGACAUGGAGUGGGCCGUGGGCUACUGCCCGUCCACCUACUCCUGGAUCGCUGUGGCCGCGCUCGUGCUCUACCUCUUCUGCUUCGCGCCUGGCAUGGGCGCUAUUCCGUGGGUCGUGAACGCCGAGGUGCACAGCCUGUGGGCGCGCGACUUGAGCACCAGCAUCGCCACCUCCUCCAACUGGCUGCUGAACCUGGUCGUGUCCAUCAGCUUCCUGUCUCUCAUCGACGCCCUCACAGCUGCAGGUCCAAAGAGCCUUUUUCUUCUACGCCGUGGUGGCUUUCACCGGAGUCAUCCUGCUGUGGUUCAUCCAGCCCGAGACCAAGGGAGUCUCCUUGGAGGACAUGCCGUCGCUCUUCGUGAAACACCGAAUCGACGCCAACGAAAACUCGGCGGUGGAAAGCAAAAUUCAGGCUGUCAAGACUGUGGAUGCCUAACUGGGGGAGAGCUGCAGUUUAUAGAGAGAUUGUACCGAGUACCGCACUGCCCUGUGCGAGGCACUGCUUUUAAUGCGCUGUGAUAUUUGUCUCAUUACGAGAACAAUGUUGUGAGAGGAUGGAUGGUGUUGUGAUUGCUUUGAUUGUGUUAUUUAGUGGCAUCUGUAUCUUCUAGUCAAUGAGGUCAGCUAACUUUUCUGAGGUGAGAGAAGUGGCUGAAGAUGCGUAGUACAAAGACUUCAUGAAAUUAUUUUUGCACUUUGAAAUACUUUGGGUAUCACUUUUUGUUCCUCUAAUUGUUAUAUGGAGGUGUCUCAAAGCCCUUAUUUUUAUCUGUGUUUUUAUUUUUUGAAGUCUGAGACUCAUGGAUGUAUCAAUUUUCUGAAAAUGAAGAGUACAUCAUAACAUGAGAUUUAGUGAAUAAGUAAACCACAUUGGAAUUUACAAGUUGAUUGUGUUGAAAGUAUUUGUGCUACAAACGUAAAAUGAUACUUGAUUGCCAAAAUCAAGAUAUCUGCAUCAUUAUUUUUUAAAUAUUUAUGUUCAAUUGUAUUGUAGUUAUCACUUUUUCAUAGGCCCAUCCACAACCCUGACAUACUCAUAUCAUCUGUUUUCAGUAUCUUAUUUCCAUUACUCAUUUUUAUGUUUCACUGUGUGUUGUUUUUUUUUACACAUUGUUUAUCUCUCUAUACUAAGAGUUUUAAUGUUUAUCCGAUGUACACAAAGUGGAAUUUCCAUUUUCUUUUUUUAAAUAAAGAAAACUACAUUAAGAGCAAAGCUUG
Messenger RNA from Thrips palmi, 2633 nucleotides. RefSeq names its product proton myo-inositol cotransporter-like. Gene Ontology annotation, molecular function: myo-inositol:proton symporter activity. Bases 141 to 1934 code for a protein of 597 amino acids. The record is from RefSeq and is a predicted model, not a curated record. The transcript has 10 exons. Gene Ontology annotation, biological process: transmembrane transport. Gene Ontology annotation, cellular component: membrane. Lineage: Eukaryota; Metazoa; Arthropoda; Insecta; Thysanoptera; Thripidae.